GAAGAAUAUAACGAAAAGAAGCCCCGCCUUUUCUGGUUACAUCAGCCAAUGAGCGUGUAGCUUCUUUGUCUACUUCCUGCAAACACACAACAUGUGGAAGUACCACUUUUCGAGCAUAAAAGAGCCCACAAACAAUGAGGUUUUUCUACAUCAGCAGAGACUCGCAGUAUGAAUGAGUACUUUAUGUUAUAUUUGAAUGUUAGCUCACCUGUGCAGACUUAUCUCAGCCGUUAACUUAGCAACGGAACGUUGUCUGCGGUCAGAAACAGCUCAGUUUCUCCCUGAAGGUGGACUUUACACACUGAGCAAGUGAUUAAGGGCAGCUGUCUAACUACAGGCAGGGUGCUGUGAUCAUUAUGGAUGACUUUCAAAGAGAGCUACGGCUUCUCAAAGACUCUGAGGGUGAUGCGGAUUUAUCAGAUGACCAGUCUUCAAAGGGGACGAAUUCCAAACUCCCCGCCGUUAAACCCCGGCAUGUAGAGACACGGAGAACAUCUAGUUUUCAAAAGAGUACCAAAACCUGUCUGCGGCUGAUCACCGAAGCCCUGCUGCAUCAUAGAUGGCAAGAAGCAGCAGAAUACAUGGCCUGUUUCACACAGAGAUUAGAGGAACCAAAACACGGGCCAGUUGUGCAGUCCAAGGAGCUUAUUUGGAGAAUCAGCACUGAGAUCCUUCACCAUCACCCGAACUCAAAGAUGGACGACUACAACAACAUCUACGAACGGAUGAAACACUCAGGAUUUACAAAUUACCUGAUGAUCUCUCUGGAACAUGCCUUCCACCUGCUGCAUAACGGUCACAUCAAGGACGCAAAGCAUCAGCUGUCCGUCGCUGAAAGUUGGCGGCACGGGAAUGAGUCGGUAGUGCAGAAUAAGAAGACUGAACUGAUUCACGUCUACAAGGGUUUACUGGAUUAUGUGAUGUGGUGUGACAAAAAGUCCACCUUCAACCAUGCUGAGAAUCUCGACAAGCAUGACAACCAAGACAUGAACAACCUCUUCAGAGCGGCCUCCGUGCAUCUAAAGGAGAUUUUGAAAAAACCUGGCAUCUGGGAUCCUUUCAUACUGAGUUACGUUGAGAUGCUGGAGUACUAUGAUGAUCAUGAGGAGGCUCUAAGAGUCCUGAAUGAUUACGCAUAUGACAACAAAUUUCCACCUAAUCCCAACGCUCACGUCUAUCUGUACCGGUACUUACAGCGGCAAAAUGCUUCAGAGAAAAAACUGAUGAAAGUAUUGAAGGUCCUCUGUGCAUUAGUCCCAAGCCAUGAGUUGAUGUUGGAGUACAGCGGUCUGCUGCUUAAAUCAGAUAAAAUCACCGACAUUCAUAAAGCUUUAGGAGUUGUUCUGGAAAUGCUCGACUUUGCCUGCUGGAGGAGCAGCCUUGAUGCGUGGAAGCUUUUAACAGCCAUUAUUCAAAAACUCAAGUCACAACCCAACUGGAAGGACUCUGUUGCUGAGAAGAUGGCUGCAAGAAAAGACUGGUGGCCUGCCCUGCACUUCACGAGCUUCCACGCCAGUAAAGACUCUGAGGAGAACCCGGAGCUUAAAGAAGUGAAGGCAUCACUGACAACGAUCCUGUGCCCUGGCCUAAUGCUCAAAUACAAAGCUUGACAAACAACCAGUGGAAAGGGAACUGGAAAGAAGAACUCAAAUUCUCAGCCAAUAUCCCAGCUGUGACGCUCCUGUAAUGGAGAAACAACAGAAACCCCCCAACAAAUGGCUCCUAAUGAAGAGCGAGUGACUUCAUGUUAUGAAAUGUUUAUCUUGGCAAGUGACAGAAUAUUGUUUAGCUUCACUAACACACCAAUAUUAAAAAAUAAAUUCUGUUUUUGAAUUCUUGUUAAAAUAUGUUUGUGUGGAUGUAUUUUUUCCCACCAUGCUACACCUCCCACCAUGUUGUGCUCUUGUUCAGUACUUUAAAGGCAGAGUGUGGCCCUAAAUUUCAGUUGUCAUGAUUGUUUGGUGGGUGAUUUCCAUAAACAAUUUCAAUGGAAGCAGAGUCCCAUUCGGACCUCUGACUGCUGUUCGGAGGGGCUUUAAGGUCACGACGCACUCUGCAUGAGGGGCAAGAAUCAACACGCAGCUUUCUGCAACAUUACA
Messenger RNA from Pungitius pungitius (ninespine stickleback), 2099 nucleotides. RefSeq names its product TATA box binding protein (TBP)-associated factor, RNA polymerase I, A (gene taf1a). Lineage: Eukaryota; Metazoa; Chordata; Actinopteri; Perciformes; Gasterosteidae. The transcript is spliced from 11 exons. The record is from RefSeq and is a predicted model, not a curated record. Gene Ontology annotation, biological process: transcription by RNA polymerase I. Bases 357 to 1610 code for a protein of 417 amino acids. Gene Ontology annotation, cellular component: RNA polymerase I transcription regulator complex.